This is a messenger RNA of Neurospora tetraspora, 801 nucleotides long. RefSeq lists its product as uncharacterized. NCBI's taxonomy places the organism in Eukaryota, Fungi, Ascomycota, Sordariomycetes, Sordariales, Sordariaceae. The coding region runs from base 55 to 801 and encodes 248 amino acids. The record is from RefSeq and is a predicted model, not a curated record. The transcript is spliced from 5 exons.
CUCUCACACACUCUCGCAAAUAACCACAUCUCCUCCAACCAUAUCUCCUCAACCAUGACUUCCCAGUGGGUGUGCUGCCAGUGCAACGCUACUGGUCGAACCGACGACCGCUGCGACUGGGUGCUUCACCAGGAACCCUACUCGCCUGAUGCCCACGAAGCACUCCAGGAGCAGUGGUCGUCGUUUGACGAGGACUACCAGAUCGUCGAGGAUGAUGGAGAGAUCCUGGUCGUCUGCGACCACCAGAGAUGCGAAGACUGCCCCAACUGGCAUCCCCAGCCACAGCCUGCCUUGCCCCGGCCUGCCCGGCUCCAGCCAGCCAGGUUUCCCCAGCCGCCGCCCUGGCUUUGGCCUCCCCAGCCGAGGAACAACGUUCCGCGUGAGGCGGCCAACGGCCAAACCUGGAUCGCCGAUCACCACGUCAAGGCCCAUGUCUCCAACACCAUCUUCGGCGACGUCGCGGCGGCGAGGGGAGAGUUCGAGGGCUAUGCCCAAGGCAGCAGCAGCGCCACCCCCAGCCCUCCCUCCAAAAGGAGGAAGCUGUCUGCGUCCGGCCCCUCCCUCUCCUCUGCCGCCUCCUCCUCCGGCGAGGAAGAGGACGAGGACGAGGACGAAGAGGAGGACGAGGACGAAGAAGAUGACGAUGACGACGACGACGACGACAACGAUGACUUCGGCUCCGGCCCCGACUCUCGCCCUGGUCCCGGUCCCGGUCCUGGCCCCGGCCCCAGCCCCAGCCCCGGCUCUGGCUCCGGCUCUGAUCAAAGGAAGACGGGAGUUUCGCCCCUUGCUUCGUUGUGA